Molecule: messenger RNA, 597 nt
Organism: Plasmopara halstedii
Lineage: Eukaryota; Oomycota; Peronosporomycetes; Peronosporales; Peronosporaceae
Product: Mitochondrial distribution/morphology family 35/apoptosis
Exons: 3
Coding region: 1-597 (198 amino acids)
Source: RefSeq, a predicted model, not a curated record
AUGGAGCAACACACAACGAUAAUGAACGCAUUUGCCGAGUGUCAAGAACAAAAGGAUCGUGUCAAAGCCUGUUAUGGUGACUGGUUUCAGAAAUUGUGGGGAGGUUCGUACGACCGUCAUAGCUGUGAACAAGAGACUGAAGACUAUCGCCAGUGUGUCCAGGAUGUGCUGAAGCGCAAUAAGGACCAAGGCAAGCGCAGCUGGAAGAAUUCGGACAAUGACUGGAUGGAUCGAGUCAAGGAUCAGUCAAAUGAUGCCGCUGAAGAGGCAACGGGUCGUGCUCGCCAAACUCGUGACAGAGUUAGAGACAAGUCUAACAAUGUGGCUGACGAGGUCAAGGGACGUACUCGGAAUGUGCGUGACAAAGUUAAAGACAAGUCGAACAAUGUGGCUGAAGAGGUCAAGGGACGUGCUCGCAAUGCGCGCGACCGCGCAAUUGAUGGGAAAGAGGAAGCUGAGAGCAAAUUAAGAAGCACAGCAUCUAAUGUCACAUCUAAAGUCCAAGAAACUGCUGACUCGUGGGCCGAUAAAAUUAAGGGAUUUGCCAAGAAGGCUGACAACAAAGCCCAACACACUUACGAUGAUGAUGAUGACUAA